AUUUUCUUAGUUUUCAGAGCUUAGUAAAGGAAUAGAACAGUUCCUCGGAGAAUAAGUUGAUCUAUCCUCUAACGAUUUUUACAUAGAAAGAGAAAUUUAGCAUCCAUAUGGUUUCUUUUGUAGCGCCGAACAUAUAUUCUCCCGAAACGGAGUUCAGCUGCUCUUGUCAUGCACUAACGAUACCUAAAUCAGACCGAUUCCAAUGUGGCGACGAUGGUGUACCAGGACCAGGCACCUAUUGGAUUCACCCAACUUAUGAUCGAGCCAUAUACAAAGCGUUCACAACACAUAACCUAAAACUGAAGGAAGAUGUCAUGAAGCAGAAGAUUAAGAAACAUCCGAACGAGACUUUCAAAAAGUGGUGCACAAGCUUAAGCAAACCCAAAAAGAUGCUGUGGUUCGUGGAGAAUGAAUUAAAGCAAAAUUUCUCAUUAUGAACUACGUGAACAAAUAUGUGUAUCCUCUCAAAGUAUACAUACAUAGUUGAUAAAGUCUCAUAUAUCUUUUGUAGGAAUAGAAAAGCCUUGUUAUUUCCUA
This is a messenger RNA of Acanthoscelides obtectus, 537 nucleotides long. The record is from the annotation of a GenBank genome assembly. Lineage: Eukaryota; Metazoa; Arthropoda; Insecta; Coleoptera; Chrysomelidae.